This is a messenger RNA of Canariomyces notabilis, 1720 nucleotides long. RefSeq lists its product as uncharacterized. The record is from RefSeq and is a predicted model, not a curated record. The transcript has a single exon. NCBI's taxonomy places the organism in Eukaryota, Fungi, Ascomycota, Sordariomycetes, Sordariales, Chaetomiaceae. Bases 262 to 1251 code for a protein of 329 amino acids.
UCAGAUCAAAUCAGGCACAAGGUGUCGUCUGCAAGUGUAUGUAACUGUACAUUAUGAGGGAAAAACCAGUUGAUGUUUCAGCGCACAUAAUACACAAUAGACAACUUAGCCUUGACGACGAGUGAUGUGGUUACAAAUACAGAAACAGGACAGCUUUACUGAACCUGAACUCACUCUUCCACGCACAAGUUUCACCGUCUACUCACCUUCACCCUCCCAGGUCCGGCACCGGCACACAGUUGGUGUUUUCACCGCAGCCCAAUGACCCUAACAGCUCGGCUUUCCCUCAGCGGCCCGGACACGCCCGAGCCAGAGGACCUGCUCAGUUCCGCCCUGGGCGUCAUCUUCCCGGACGACGUGACCAACCAGCACGGCGACGCCGACCAUGGGCUCGUCUACACAUCGCCGCACCUGCCCCAUCCGCUAGAACUCGCUCUGGCCGAGGUGAAAGCCGAGACAGACCGCCAGCUCUUCAGCCACUACCUCUGGAACUCGUCGCUUUUGCUGGCCGAGCUCAUCGAGGCGGAUACGCUCCGACUCGGACUCGGCGGGGGCCAGGAGAGCCGACGGCCUCGUGUUGAUAUUGAUGCUGGGGCACCACCACCACCACCACCACCACCAGAGCCGACGGGGUUUGACGUCGCGGGCCUCGCUACCAUCGAGCUCGGCGCCGGCACGGCCCUGCCGUCCAUCAUGGCCGGCUUGCUGGGCGCGCGCCGCGUCGUCGUGACCGACUACCCGGCGCCUCCCAUCCUCAAGACGCUGCGGCACAACGUGGCGAGGAACAUACAACCCCGGCUCGCGCCGCCCUGUCGGUUCGCGGCGGAGGAGGUGCUCGUCGAGGGCCACGAGUGGGGCGAGGCGGGGCUGGACACGCCGUUCGCGCGGGGGAAUCGGCACGCGUUCGAUCGGGUGCUGGCGGCCGACUGCCUGUGGAUGCCGUGGCAGCACGAAAACCUGCGCAGGUCGGUGGCGUGGUUCCUCGGCGAGGGGGAGGGCGCGCGGGCGUGGGUGGUCGGCGGGUUUCACACGGGGCGGGACAGGAUGAGGGGUUUCUUCGACAAGGAGGCGCUCGGGGCCGUCGGGCUCGAGGUGGAGCGGAUCUGGGAGCGGGACUGCAACGGCCAAGACCGGGAAUGGGUCUGGGAUCGCGGCAUCGAGGACGUGACGGUGCGGAAACGGUGGCUCGCGGUUGCGGUUCUGCGGAGGAUACGGAAAUCGGCAGGGGAGAGCGGCGGGGUUUGUCAGUGAUGUGGGAGGGAAAAGGAAGUCCAAGGGGGCGGUUUGACGUGAUUAUAUAGACGGGAGAGCUGUGACCUACCCCAGGGUAGUGUCUUUCAGCUCUGGCCGAUCCAGGUAAAGCGUGUCGAAUACGGAGCAUGAGCUGAGCUGAACUUGCUCCACUCAACAACGCCCAACUAUCGCCGUCAAGGAAACCACCCCGAAAGCCAGGCGACCAGACAUGACACAGGGGCUGGCUUCUAGACCAUCAAAAAGGGUUUAUCAGGGGCCAGAACCAUCUCUAAACUCCAUGAUAGCUGUGAUAUCCUGGUUGUGCUUCAAAUGGUGCAUUCAGCUCGCGGGCCGUUCUUUGCUCGAUUAGGCAAUGCCCAUGUUCAAUCCGUAUGUAGCGUCGUCUGCCUCUCUUUUCUGUCCAUCACAUUGACGGGCGAAUUCGGCUCCUUGCUGACAUGGCUGUGGAGUCAUGCAGUACUGUACC